ACACCUUCUUUAUAUUUUCGACCACUUUCUGUAUUCUCUGCGAUUACAUUGAUUGUUUUUUCAAUUAUUAUAUUAGACAAUGGCGACGGAAAAUACGCGUUCUUUGCAAAAGAAUUCCGUAGCACUCGAACCACUUUUCGCAGAAGUAGUUGUGAAGCAGGAACCGGACGAUUGCCCCUCUACAUAUCUCUCUGAAAGCGAUAAGCUGCCGAGUAAUGAACAAAAAAAACUGCCUAUCCUUACCGAGACCAUUUCCCGCCAUGUUCAGGUGGACUCCGAUGAUUUGGACAGACAUUCGACCAAGCCCGAAGAUGGUUGGCAAAUGGACAAAGAUGUCGAACCUAUAUUUCUAACAGGAAACGUAGUUAACGAUUCUCAGUGCCGAUUUUGUUUGCGAAAGCUAGAUAAAAGUCACCUGAAGAUGAUUGAUCGUUCACUAAAAACCAGGUUGCGAAGGGCUUUCAAAAUCAAUAUACAACUAUAUUGUGCGUAUACGUUUGCUUGCGUCAACUGUACAAAUUUGAUACAUGCUUUUAGUGAUUUCCGGGACACGAUUGAGAAAUCCAAAAAAAUUCUUACGCAGGAAAUAUUGUAUGUUCUGGAAGAUGAUACUUGGGUGAAACCAGAUAACUUGGCUGCCGCAGCAAAGUGCCGCGACAUGGUUUCUCAACACUGUGAAAGAAUCGAAGAAAUCUACGCUGUUUACGAGCGAAAGUUGAAGGAAGCUGUUGAUCUUCAGCAUAGAACUGUUCAAACCCUUUACGACGCUGGUGUUGUAGAAGGGCAAACUGAGACAUUUGUUGACCAUGGUGGUGAAGAGUUUGAACAUCUCAAUCAGACAGAAGCAGAUUUUGAGCAAAAACUACAAUUAGAAAUAGAAAUUUUCAAACAAGAAAUCGUUGAGCCAGAAGAGGAGGAAAACAAACUAACAUCAAACAUAUAUCAAGACUUGAAUGUAGCCUCGAAUUUCAAAGCGGAAUUGUAUGAAUACGAAACAUCAAACACUACUUUCAUACCAGAAAAACAGGGGAAAUGUAGUGAGCCGAAAACAAAUGCCUUCGGAGAAUCUGUCUCGAAAUUGGUCCAAUAUAAUUCUCCGAAAUCGCCUGAAGGCAGAAAUGAGACAGAACCUCUAGAACAUAUAUCGAAAAGUGAUUUGAAGGAUAGCUCUAAAACACAUAUCGUUUGUCCUAUCUGUAGAAUAACUGUUCGUAUGGCUAUUUUAGAAGGUCACAUGAAUCAACAUAACGGAGUUCAACCUUACAAAUGUUCCUUCGAGGGUUGUGAUAAAACUUUCUAUGGCAAAUACCACAGAUCUCGGCACAUCCGACGAAAACACGGCGGAAAGUCAAAAAAUGAAAUGAAUAUGCACACAUUUGGAUACAAGGUUAUGGAAAAUUCUAAAAAACAUGUCCUCUGUCCUAUCUGUGAAAAAACUGUUCAUAUAACUACUGCAGAGGGUCACAUGAAUCAACAUAACGGAAUAAAACCUUACAAAUGCCCCUUCGAGGGAUGUGAUAAGGCGUUCUAUGGCAGGAACACCAAAUCUCUCCACAUCCAUCGAAUGCACGGCAAUAAUGGAGAAGCACUCACUUUCAAAUGCGAGAUAUGCGGAAAGUUGAUAAAAGGACCGAUAAAUGCCCUGAAUGUGCAUCUAUAUCGACACAAAGUCAAGGACAUAAAGGACAAAGAUAAGGUCAAGGAAAAAGACAGGGCCAAGGAAAAAGACAGGGACAAGGAAAAAGACAGGGUCAAGGAAAAAGCCGAGGUCAAGGAAAAAGACAAGGUCAAGGAAAAAGACCAGAUCAAGGAAAAAGACAAGGUCAAGGACAAAACCAAUUCUAGAAAAAAUAUCCUUUGUCCUAUCUGUAAAAAAACUUUUCAUAAAAGUACUAAAGAAGCCCACAUGAAUAAACAUAACGGAGUUCAACCUCACAAAUGUCCCUUCGAGGGAUGUGGUAAGGCGUUCUAUGGCAGGAACCAAAAAUCUCACCACAUCCAUCGAAUGCACGGCAAUAAUGGUGAGGCACUCACUUUCAAAUGUGGCAUAUGCGGAAAGUCGAUAAGAGGACCGAAAGACGCCCUAAAUCUGCAUAUAGCUAGACACAAAAGAACAUUGAAAGCGACAUGAUUAUCCCGAAAAAAAAACAUGAUUAUCCACAUGGAUCGGGUCCAGUACGCGUGCCAGUAUUGCGGCAAAAAGUAAGUUGAGAUAUGCUAUGGCGUUGAUCGCAGUUGAAAUUGAAGUCCGGUUUUGUUCUAGAUUCACCUCAAUGCGCACCAAAGGAAUCUGCAUUAAGGGAAGAACGAUUUUGGAAAAGUAGCAGCACCCUCUGAUAAUGACUGAUUUCUCCGAUACACAACUUACUGAAGCUGUCGAACUCUGGGUAGCGUUAACAGUUUCGUUUUUUUUUUAAAUUUAAGAUUCCUUGUCGUUCUCUAACGUUGAAAUAUAGUGAAAAAUUAAAAAUAUUUGCCUCCAUUUCGGAACUGGGAGCUAACCACUACUGUUUGGGAUGACCUUCAGAUUCUGUUUGGCCGUGUGGUGUGCGGUCGAUGAAUACCGCCACAGGGUUAACUCGUCCUUGUCGUAAAAGUCGGACUAAUCGAGUACCAUCAUCGGUGAGGCCGUAACCCAGUGCGGAUGAAUGAUCGUCCUGGGCUCGGCGCACCUUGGAAUGGGGGAGAGUAGAUCAAUGUAGCCGAACGCCAUCUACACAAAUCACCGCGUAAACUAUUUCUUUCGCAGUUUUUUGUGGAUGAUGAUUACGACGAUGCCGAUCGUACAGCAGUUGAUCUACUUUCUUUAAAUUUUUGAGGAACUGAAAUCGGAAGCUGUAAAAAUUGUUGUUUCAUAGUUUAACAGAAAUUUUAAACCAUAUUUCCUAUUUUUUAUAUAUUCCUAAAGUAUUUUUAAUAAAGAGAUAAGAUUUUCCCCUACCUUGGCUUAACUCCAUGGUUGAUCAGCAGCCCCUAAAAUAAAAAAAGAGUGAAGCCGUGUUCAGCUCUAGCUUCGACGGCAAUCUACUUCGCCUGCAGAUUUUAUUUUGAUUUCGUAGAUACGAAGAGACGCCUAUUGUUAUACCUCCCAACCUCCCAAAGUUGAUGUGUAAACUUGAGGCUUCAGACCUGUACUGAAGCUUGCCUUUGGUACGGUCAUUUUCGCGCUAGUAGCAAUAUUCAUAGACGAAUCCUCUCUCAGCAUUUCCCUCAACGAUUUCAUGCCUUGACCCCACCCGUGGCGACUCGGGGUGCGACCUUUUCCUCGUAAUGAUUCGAGGUCCGCCCUUCUGUGCGUCGCGUCGUGUGCCGAUCGUUUGUAAUUAUCCUAUACUCGCGCCUAUCCCAGCAUACGCCCAUAACUUCCACCUGACUCUCCCGUCGGUGUCAAGAAUAAUAUCCACUGCAGAGAAAGUCAUGGCAAAUACCCGAAGCUCCACUCGAAGGGAACGGCUCUAUCAUUCAACUCUGGAUCGCAAAAACCAUGUUUAGGUACUAUAACUAUAGUUCAGCAUCAUCCAGCUCUAAUGGUUUCGCUCGAGGUCACUGGAUUGCAUGCUUCUGUCGAAAAAUCAGCACCUUUCUAUCUAGACUUCAAGAAAGCGGAUUUCGAUGCUAUCUCCCAUAUCCUGGGAACCAUCGACUGGGAAUCUGAACUCAAUCUAUUGAAUCCCAAUGCUGCGGCCGAAACCUUUUCGCAUAUCUUAAAUUACGUUAUCGACCGCCACGUGCCAAAGCGAACGACUUCCGGAAAUUUGCGGACUCCCUGGUUUACGAAAGAACUGCGUCGACUGAAGAAGGCGAAGAGAUGUGCUCUUAGAAAUCACCAUAAGCUCAAAUCCUCCCAAACUAAGGAUGUAUAUCGAAGACUGAACUCCGCUUAUAAAAAAGCCAGUAAGCGUUGUUACCAAAAUUAUCUUUUUCGAGUACAACGUAACCUCAAGUCCAACCCAAAAUCGUUCUGGAAGCAUGUCAAAAGUCAGCGGAAUGAACCUGGUAUUCCAACUCAAAUGUUUCUGGAUGGCAACACUGCGAACUCUGAUGGCGGAAUCUGUGCUCUCUUUGCUCAAAAAUUCUCGAGUACCUUUGCUACUGCUUCAACAUCCCCAGAACACCUGGAGAGUGCUGUUAGGAAUGUUUCGCCACUCGGCUUCAGCAUGAGCACGGUUGUAAUAGAGGAUGCGGUCAUAUCUAAAGCAGCGGCAAAGCUCAAAAACUCCCUCUCUACUGGCCCGGACGGUAUACCAUCUACCUUUUUCAAACGAUUUAUUCCUGUUUUACUGACACCUGUAAGACUCAUCUUCCAAGCUUUUCUUGACAGAGCCACCUACCCUUCACUGUGGAAGGAAGCCUACAUGUUUCCAGUCCAUAAAAGGGGGGACCGGAGAGAUAUCAACAACCAUAGAGGAAUUUCUGCUUUAUGUGCAAUCUCCAAACUAUUCGAAUUAGUCGUCAUGGAUCCGAUUUUCUCGUACUGUAAGCAAAAUUUUUCAAUCGAUCAGCACGGUUGUAUGCCCAAAUGCUCUACGACAACUAACCUGUUGACAUUCACCUCCUAUGUAAACGAAAGUUUUGCUGCUAAGUCUCAAACUGACGCCAUUUAUACUGAUUUGUCAGCAGCGUUUGAUAAGGUGAACCACGAUAUCACCAUUGGUAAGCUUGGGCGCUUAGGAUUCUGCGGACCUUUACUUGGCUGGUUCCGCAGUUACUUAACUGGACGUAAAUUGACAGUUCGCACCUGAGACCCUCUCUCCAGCCAGUUCGCUGCUUCCUCUGGUGUGCCCCAAGGUAGUCAUUUAGGACCGAUUAUCUUCUUAAUCUAUUUCAACGAUGUGCUCACACUCCUUGACGGCCCGAAACUUUGUUAUGCUGAUUUAUUGACGACAUUGAUUUUCUGCAAAACCAGUUUAAUCUUUUCGCACAGUGGUGCGACAUCAACUGCCUGCCUUUGAAUCGCAGUAAAUGUGCAGUCAUCAGUUUCUCUCGAAGACGGCGGCCUUUUUGCGCGGAGUACUUCUUAGGAGAUGAGUCCAUUGCACGGGUGGACCACAUCAAUGAUUUGGGCGUAAUACUCGACCGUAAGCUGGAAUUCAAAAUACAUACGAACUACGUCGUCGAUAAAGCUUCUAGAAGCCUUGGAUUUUUAUUUCGAGUGGCCAAGGAAAUCAAGGACGUGUAUUGCCUGAAGAGCCUGUAUUGCAGCAUAGUUCGAUCCAUCCUCGAAUACGCCUUAGCUGUCUGGUGUCCUUACUACCAGAACGGUAAUGAGCGGCUCGAGGCUAUCCAGAGGCGCUUUUUGCGUUAUGCCCUCAGACACCUUAACUGGCAAGACCCGUUCCACAUGCCAAGCUACGAACAUCGAUGUCGUCUUAUAGACAUAGAUACUCUUCAAGCCCGAAGAAAUGCAACACGAGCUUCUUUUGUCGCCGAUCUACUGACAUCGCGUAUCGAUUGUCCUACGCUACUGGAAGCUAUUCCUCUUAGUGUGAGACCCCAUGGACUGAGAAACCAGGACCUUCAACUGUAUGUUCCAAUUCGAUUGAACAACUAUGGAGCCAAUAGUGUAUUCAUCGGUGUAAUGAAAACGUUAAACCGCUUUUCCGAGCUCUUCGACUUCGACGAUUCGCGGGAUGUUUUCCGAAGAAAUGUUUUAAGAAUAUCAAGAAAUCGCUAAUUAGAUGUAAAUUUUAUGUAACUUUAACUUUAAGUCGUCAUUUGGACCUAUACUUGGUCCAUCGUUUGCACGUAUCGUGAUCGUUUGCACGUCACAAACGCUCGUGCUACGACGCUCGUCUGACUUUGUUUCAAGUAGAAGGGUAUCAGGCACAGCGAGCAUCUCACUUCCACUCUCCCAAGUAUAAGGAUCGGUUAGAUGCGCUAACUGGCAGUUGAGCUAGCCCACUUGUUUCCUUCUGUAGUGCAGAGACAGACUCUUUCCCGAAUGGUGGCUCCAUCAGCAUGAAUACUUCUGAUUUCCUGGAGCUUUUCACCCAAACCGGCCAGCUUGAGAUCUCCCUUCUGUUGUUGCUAAACAUCCAAAUACGAGUUUCUGGGUCUGCCAAUCCUUCGAAGUCCUUCUGGACUCCAUUCAAGCGCCUCCCUACAAAUCUCGUUCUCAUCUCUUCGCAGCGUGUGCACCAUCCAUCUCCACUUACGUUCCCGAAUCCCGAUUUCUAGCGCCCUUUGAUGACACCGACAAUGAAGUUCCACGUUUGAGAUCCAAUUGCCAGGCCACCAAGCGCGGAUGAUACUCCGCAGGCAGCGAUUCACAAAUCAGUAUUCGCGUCGUCACCGCAUAUGUGCACCAAGUUUCACGCCCGUACAACAAUACGGAUUUGACGUUUGAGUUGAAGAUUCGGAUUUUCGUUCGUAGACAGAUCUGGCAUGAGCGCCAGAUGUUUCGGAGACUCGCAAACGCAAAUCGGGCUUUUCCGAUUCAGAUUUCGAUGUCUUUCUUGGUACCAUCAUCAGGCGUUAUCUGGCUACCAAGACACUGGAAGCACUUCACUUCAACCUGUUGCCCAGCUACCACGAAAUUGGAAGGAUUUAGUGUGUUGAUUUCCAUCGACUUGGUCUUUCCGACAUUGAUUUUGAGAUCUGCUGCCUUGGAGCUUUCGGUGAGGUCGUCGAGUAUGCUCUGCAUAUCUUGUUAUCUUUGGGCGAGCAAAACAAUAUCGUCUGCCUGGUCAAGGUCAUUCAGCUGCUCCAUUGUAGAAGGAUUCCACGGCAAUCCUCGGUUUGGUCUACAGUCAAUCGAUCCAGUCAAGAUCUCAUCCAUUACUGUGAGAAAAAGCAGUCUCCCCUGCCUCAUUGGUAUUACUGUUCAACACAUAUCCUGGGUCAGUCAGCAGCUUAAGUUUCUCAGAAUCUAAACCUAGACUAAAGCCUUUCGUCCAUUUUAAAAUUUUCCUAUUAAUCAUUGAUGAGACGCUGUCUUCGCUUACAACUGCUUUAAUGCGCAAAAUGUACAAUCAUGUAAAUAAAUUGUUUCAAUUAUGCAUCGUAAUCAUUCGAGGCCGGAUAGAAGUUAUUGUUCAAAUAUUCAUUACUGAUAGCUCAUUCAGGUAUCAGAAAAUGAGAAGGCUUGAUAGUGGCACGUUAUCCUUUUGCCAUACUUUUGUCAUAUUCUGCUUAGUUGGUUUGCAACUUAAAAAGAGCAAAUCGAGAACACAAUAGUAACAUAUAAUGUUUUCCGUCAGAUGUUGCUUCCGUCGCAGAGAAAAAAUAGGCAUCAAUCGCGUGAAUCGUGAAUGCUCAAUCACAUGUAGAACACAUACGCACGGGGCGGUGAAAUUGUUUUGCACAAAAUUGUUAUGUGACAAGGGAAAAUAAUUCUCUUAGCAGUUCCGAAUUGUUACGUAAGAAAAUUUAAAAAAAAAAAUUCCUCAAU
Messenger RNA from Uranotaenia lowii, 7390 nucleotides. RefSeq names its product zinc finger protein 25-like. The transcript is spliced from 5 exons. The coding region runs from base 80 to 2131 and encodes 683 amino acids. Gene Ontology annotation, cellular component: nucleus; chromosome. Gene Ontology annotation, biological process: regulation of transcription by RNA polymerase II. Gene Ontology annotation, molecular function: zinc ion binding; chromatin insulator sequence binding. NCBI's taxonomy places the organism in Eukaryota, Metazoa, Arthropoda, Insecta, Diptera, Culicidae. The record is from RefSeq and is a predicted model, not a curated record.